This is a messenger RNA of Nematocida major, 1803 nucleotides long. RefSeq names its product exocyst complex component 3. The transcript has a single exon. Gene Ontology annotation, cellular component: exocyst. NCBI's taxonomy places the organism in Eukaryota, Fungi, Microsporidia. Gene Ontology annotation, molecular function: SNARE binding. Gene Ontology annotation, biological process: exocyst localization; exocytosis. The annotation marks the transcript as partial. The record is from RefSeq and is a predicted model, not a curated record.
AUGCAGAGGAAUACGCUGAAUGCUCUUGUGAAGGAGACUGAGUUUAUAGACGAAACGAUAAAGGCAGCAAAAGGAAAAAUGUCUGCCACAAAAGAGGCCCUGGACGCGAUAACUCUCGAAAUAUCCUCCCUCUCCCUCCUGAAGAACGACAGCCUAGUCCGCACCGCAGCUACAGCGCACUCGAACAUAGAGCACACGAAAAGACUCCUCCUGGAAGUGCGGCAGUUCAGCGCCAAGUACAAGAAGCUCCGGAAGGAGAUGAAGUCGUCAACAGAAAAUCCAAGUGCAGAAGGCCUUCUCUCGAUCUACAAGGAGAUAAAAGAGGUUUUAGGACUAAAAAAUGCAGCACCUGAAAUAACGGAAAAAAUAGGAAUUUUGGAAAAACAGUUCGAAAUAUUGGUCCUAACCCUCGUAGAUUCCCUCCCAGAGAUCGUCCAGAAGGAGGGAGCAGUUGCGUACCUUAAAAUCGUGAAAGUCUCCUCCUCCGAGGCCGCCCACACGGAGGGAAUCUCCAAGCAGAAGCGAAAGGCGAAAAUUCCCUCGAAUUUAGAGUGCAACUUAAGCAGAAACCGACUCUUCGAGGUUUUCCUGGACUCUCUCGACAGGAAAUUCGCAGAGAAUCUCCCCGGAGCCCCAGAGUCUGCGAAAGCUCGCGGUCUUGCCUUCGUCCUGCAGGAUCUCUCCUCCCUGAAGAAGACGGAGAGUCUCCCCGUCUCUGCAAAGUACCAAAUAUUCGCAUUCGCGUGCAUACAAUAUCACAGACUCCUGUACGAGUACUUGGACAAAAACUCCAACGCAUUCGACCCUGAAGAGUCGAUAGGAAUCCUCCUGUGGAGCAAAAACUACUACGCAGAGAUGCUGAAGAUGGGAAAGAUGAAAAGCCUCCUGGGACCCGUCCUCUUCUCAGGGAGGGAGGAGGAAGUUGCGAAUAAGUACGUGAAAGCAGCAGAGGAGAAGCUCACGGAGUGGAUAGGAAACCUCGCAGCAGCAGAAAGUACUCGCUUCCGAGAGAGAAAGAAGGCCCCAGACUUGGACAGCGAAGGAAAGUUCAUAAGCAUCGGAUUCAUGGAUCUCCUCCACAUAAUCAGACAGCAGCUAGAGCCCAUAUACACACACCCGGAGAUAUUCCGGAGACUCUCCCAGCACAUCCUCAAGUGCGUGAGAAAGUUCAAGGAGACGCUUUCCGUCGCUGUCCUUGAGGAGUUGGACCUUCUCCUGAAGGAUAAAGCCCAGAAUGGAUUCGAGGAGUACUGCAUCGCCCUCUCAAACAGCGGCCUAAAGUUCAUGGACUGUCUGCACACGCUGAGCUUCUACAGUGACUCUCACGUACAGGCAAUUAGUGAAGUCUUUCACGAGUGCAUGGUUUGUGCUAGUGAUGCUCUUGUCCAGAAUAUUCUCUUCGUCAUUUCUCCUGCUGUUAGGAAUAUGUAUACGAGGGCGUGGAAUUCUGAGCCUGUCACGCAGAGUAUUGUUUCAACGUACGCAGACUAUCUGAAGGACUACAGGGAGAGCAUGAUCGACUACGCUUUUACUUUCUUCGUCUCCUCCCUCCUUGGGAAUACGGUUGAGAUGUACUUUGAGAGGUGCACGCGAAAAAAGGCUCUUUUCCUGGGGGAGCAUCUUUGCAUCGUAGGAGCAGAUAGGAAGAGGUACCGGGAACUGUUUGGGCAGCACCUCUCGAAGAAUUCUCUUAAGAGCAUCCUCAGGAAGCUCGACUGCUUUAUCGCGAUUACUUCCUCGGAUAAUGUCAGCAUAUGCGCGGCAGAGGUCGCUCUCUACGUGAAGGAGUACCCGGAGGACUCC